UAUAUAUGGAAUAGCAUAGCAGGAUGGUAUUUUUAUAAUUUCCCCUUCACGUGAUCGUCAACACUGUAACGUUUUAACGCAGUUCCCGCUCGUCAAUACAAAUUCAAAAAGCUACUCUAAGUUAACACUUGACAGACAAAUCUGAUACUAGACUCUGCUGCUGCUGCAUCCAUUGAUUACUCUUGCAGAGACCCCAAAAAUGGAGACGGAUCUUUCUCUCAUUGAGAUUUCAGGGGAAGACGACUCGCUGCUCUCUAUUCAACACAUCUCUCCCGACGCCGCCGCCGCUACCGACAACUCCUAUUUCUCUUGCUCUCCUCUUCUCCCAAUCCCUAGAUCCACCUGCUCUCUCCAUCCUCCGUCUCAACUUCUCGCCUCUCCAGUCGAGAGUAGAAAGGGAACAGACGAUACGUGUAUACCAAGCUCUUCAUCUUGUGAAGAUAGUAGAGACAAUAAUAUGAACAAGGAAAAUGUUAAUCUGAACAAACCAGAACCGCCUAAACUCAGCCUUGAGCCGCAGCAAAUGAAGAGGAAGAAAAAGGGUGGAGGAUACAACCUGCGCAAAAGCUUAGCAUGGAAUAGAGCUUUCUUUACCGAAGAAGGUGUUUUGGAUCCUUCAGAAUUAUCAAUGCUUAGUGGGCAUUCAGGCAAGUCUAGCGGGGAAAUGUUGUCAAUUAUCCAUGAAGGCAGAGAAUCACUCUGCGGCGAACUGGAUAGCAUCAGUGACUCACCUGAUUUACAAUCACUUGAACAUAAUUUAUUCAAGGAGCUUCCUUCAAGCACUCCAACAAAAAAUAGAAACAAUGCGGCUAAAUUGACAACCCACCUUGGUUCGCCAGCAAAAGAGAAAAAAGGACCAGCUUCUGCGGCCAAGCGAAAGGUUCUUUCAACCCAUGAUAUUAAUAGAAGUGCUUCUAAGCGUAAUGGCUGCCCACGACAAGUGGCUUCAUCACAUCCAAAAGCGAACACAACAAAAGUGGCAACUAAAACCUCAAGAGUUUCAAAACUGCUGGGUCCAAAGCCUGAUCCUUCAGUUGUUUCAACAACUUCUAGAAGUUCUGCAACUAAUGUCAGCCACUCUAAGAGAAAUUAUAUUUCUCAGCCAGGUGAUAAAUUUAAUGCGCAGAAAAAUAUUGGGUUGAAGGACACUUCAACAAAUACAAAAACUGUCAAAAAUAGUGCACAGUCUGCUCCUGCUGGAAAAUCAAUCAUAAAAUCCACAGCUCAUCAGACAAGAAGAAAUGUGGUAAAGGUCUCAGGGCCAGUAAUAGAUAUGUCAUCCAAAGUACAGCUUCCCCAGGGUAGCCAAUUGAAUAGUAGUUCAGAAGUAGUUCCAGUUUCAGUAGUUCCCUCUGUUGUUUGUCCAGCAAAAGGCCAUGAUAGCAAUGCCAGCAAAAUUGCAUUUUCUUUCUCUCAAAUUGGUUGCUUUAAUGGUGGAAACAUGCAAUCUACACAACCCCAACCAGCGAAACCAUCAGGCUUGCGAAUGCCAUCACCAUCACUGGGAUUUUUUGGUCAGUCAAAAUCUUCUGGUUCGCAUAGCCUGCUACAGAGAAGUACGCAAUGCAAUCUCCCUGAUUCUAAUAUUCCUAAUAAAAGCAAAGUUGGUGCCAUAAAUUCUAUUCAUCAAAAGCCCCCCCGACCAUCCAGGAAUAUACCUUCAUGCUCAAGUACAGCAUCCUCAUCUUCUGUGAAUGCUGCCUUGUGUGGAAAGAUAAAACCUAGCAAAGAAUUGAACAGUAUACAGAAGGUGACAUUGCAGGUGCAACUUAACUCUGAGAGUUCAACAAAUUGUAAGCGACAGCCGCAUGAUAUUUGUGGUGAUGCUGAUACACAAUCUCUAGAUCUUGCAGAACCAUAUAAAAUUCUGAAGAUCUCUUCCGUGGAGCAUGUGGCACAGCAGAGCAACGAUAAUAAGUUGCCUUUUCAAAAUGUUCCAUGUGAACAAUUGGAACAAGAUGAUGUCAGGAGUGUUAUUAAUGCUUGCGUCGGAACUAGAGACACAAAUGGUUCUGGUCUAGAGUAUCCCCAUUCUACAUCCUCUCACAGCCUUCCAAUGGAAGUUGAAGGCCCUGAGGCAAAUAAUACAGCAGUCAACCAAUCUCUAGAUCUUGCAGAACCAUGUAAAAUUCUGAAGAUCUCUUCCGUGGAGCAAAUGGCACAGCAGAGCAACGAUAAUAAGUUGCCUCUUCAAAAUGUUCCAUGUGAACAAUUGGAACAAGAUGAUGUCAGGAGUGUUAUUAAUGCUUGCGUCAGAACUAGAGACACUAAUGUUUCUGGUCUAGAGUAUCCCCAUUCUACAUCCUCUCCCAGCCUCCCAAUGGAAGUUGAAGGUCCUGAGGCAAAUAGUACAACAGUUAACCAAAAUGUGGAAGACAGGCAGUACAAUCCCACUACAAAGGAACAUAGUUUCUGUUCAGAGUCUCAGUCUGCAGGGGGGAAAAAUAACUGGGGUGGGGCUUCUUCAAGAGUGCAUGAAGCCAAGGAGCAGAGUCCCCAACAAGAUGAGCUGAUGAAGCCUGACAGCUGCCAAACUGAUUUCAUUUCUAAUGUGGAGAGCCAGAGGCUCAAUGGUGUUUUGUUUGAGCACAGCAGAGCUUCAGAAGAUAUUAACAAACAUGAUAGUUCAAAGGCUGCAGAUGCUAGUCUAAAAGUCCAAGAGUGUGGUGCAACAGAAUAUUGUCAAUCUCACAUUACAUAUUUAGAAUCCACAAAAGAGGGCACUACUGGAAUUAAUUACUUGAAUAGGGAGUUGCAUGUGGGAGAUGCACAAAUCCUGUGUGUGGAGGGUAAUAUGUUGGUUAAAAGUGGCAAGGUUUCAUUGAGCACUUUAACAGUGGAUAACUCAAACUUGAUUAUUGAUUAUCCAAGUGCAAAAUCAGCAGAACAAGCGGAGCUUCUAAAUCCCUGUCUUGUAACAGAACCAUCGUCUCAGUAUAAUAGCAGACCACUUUCUAUCAGUUGCUUAUUGCCUGGAAAAGGCAUUGAAGAGGACCAGGAGAAAGAUGUCCUUCAGAGUUUUGAAUCUGAUGAAUCAAGAACUAGUGCUUGUGAAGGUGAAUUGGGAAGCUCCGAUGUUCUUUUUUCAACAUCUCCUGUAAACCAUGAUUCUGGUCUUGAUGGAGCUGGAAAGGUUGCAUGCAUACAUAUUGAAAAUGAUUUAACAGCUUCUGUAAACAUUGAGCCUGUGGUUGAAAAUUUUAGGCGUGACAUUGAGCUUAGUGGUGAAGCUAACGCGACAGCGGAAAGGAUGGGCAAGGGCGAUAUGAUUGGUGCAGUCAUCACUGGUGGUGUUAAGGUGAAUAAUUUUUGUUCACGCAUCACAUCCCAAAUUAGCUCUGCCAUCCUAGUUGAAGUUUCUUCUAGAAUAAACGAUACGAAUGAGCAUGAAUUUGUCCUUGACAAACAGUUGGAUUCCUCAACGAAAAAUUUCACUACCAUCACUGAUUUACAGCCAGCUAAUGAAGCUUGUUAUAGAGAAAGUGAUUCUUCCAUACUGCACAAUGAUUGCUUUAAUGGUAUGCACGAUGUGAAAGAAGAGUCUGUUGACCAAUUUAAGCUGAUAGCUUCUUGUGCUCAUGAAGCUGAACAGGGGAGUCAGAGUCGAGAGGCGCGUGAUGAUAAUCUUUCGAAUGAUGAUAACAGAUCCUUUGGAGGCAUCAGUGCAGUGGGUGGAAGUGUAUCUGAAAUUCCUCAGAGUCUACACCAAUGUGAAAUCAGGGAAGCUGAACAUGCUGGAGUUGAUGAUAUGAUUAAGGACAGACUUAUUGAAGAUGCAGUACCACAGCAUUUAGAUAAUAAUUUGACAGUGGAUAGCUACAACAGCAAUGCUAGUACCUCACUGACUGUUGAGAAAUCUUCGCUGAUGGUUGAUGAUAUCAGUAGACAGCCUAAACAAUGUCCUGAGCUUCAAAAUCUUGAUGUUAUGAUUGAAGAAGUUCCUUCGGAAAAUAAUGGAUUGUGUUCAGGUGACAACUUGUUGCUUGUGAAUACUGUUGAAUCUCAGGAGGAAGAUACACGGGAGAAUAUUUCAGGCACUGUUUUAGAGCAAUGCGACAGUUUACCAGCUGCAUCAACAAGUUUUGAUACUGACAUUCAAACGAACCCUGUGAUGCAUGAUGCUGGUUUUAAUAUGGAUAAUAACUCCGAGCUUCCAUCAAUGGAAAAUAUCAGAUGGUUUGCAGAUUGUAAGUGCAGAAAUGAACUUGACAAUCAAGCACAUCCUUGGAAUUUCGAUUCAUCCUCCAAGAAAAAUGAAGACCGUAAGGCAGUGGCAGGGGCAGUGGAUACUUCUGACUCUAAUAAGACAUUAGAUGGAAGUACCCGGCAGGAUGCAGAAGUCAAUUUAGUAGAGGGUAAUAAUUUGCCUGUGGAAGCUGAAAUUGCGAUCUACAAAGGCAACGGUGCUGUGUCCUCAGAAGUAGUCAAGGAAGCAACACUCUCUCUAAAGAAAUCUGGGAAUGACAAGAGGCAAGAGGCACUUGUAAUAAGACCUCCACAAAAUGCUGUUCCUUUUUCUGAUGAAUGGUUAGCUGCCUUUGAAGCUGCUGGAGAGGAAAUUCUAAUGAUGAAAGGUGGCGCUGUACAAAAUUCACCCCAGGACAAGUCUUUACCUGAACCUGGUCCUUGGUCCCCGGUUAAACGGAAAAAUAACCAAGGGGUAGGACCAUUUGACUGUACAAAAUUCACGAACUCCAAUAUCCCAUCUUCCAAUUCGAACUGAGGAGCCAGGAUUUCAGCCAAGUAAUCGAAAGAUUUCAUCAUUAGAAUGUGCAAUAUUUAGCCCUGGACUCUAUUCCAAUUGAGAAGAUAUUUCAGCUGAUAAUUCUUUUGUGAAUAACAAUGUGACCAACCAUUAGAAAACUUCGAGCAACAAUGCUUUGCCACUGUUACAUUUUAGACAGAGACAUUAUAGGAUUUCUUUAAUUCUUUUUGUUGUGUCAGUAAUGAGAAACCAAAUGUACAUUUCUUACAAUGGAUGCUUUGCUUUUUUUUUUUUCUUUUGACCUCCUGAGAUUGAAUGAAUAUAUUCUGUAUUAUGAUUAAUUA
Messenger RNA from Manihot esculenta (cassava), 5049 nucleotides. RefSeq lists its product as uncharacterized. The coding region runs from base 200 to 4723 and encodes 1507 amino acids. The record is from RefSeq and is a predicted model, not a curated record. The transcript is spliced from 11 exons. NCBI's taxonomy places the organism in Eukaryota, Viridiplantae, Streptophyta, Magnoliopsida, Malpighiales, Euphorbiaceae. Gene Ontology annotation, molecular function: microtubule binding.